AUGGAGGACUUCACCGAGAAGAAUAGACAGGUCUUUGAGAAACUGUCCAAAACAUACAAGGCCGACUUCGACGAUGCUCUGGCAUUAAUGUACCGCACGGUUCAGGAUCGUCGUCUCUGGGUCAGUGAUACUUGGAGGGAUACCGAUUCCGGGAAGGAGAAGGAGAUUAAGGUCCUUGAAUAUGCAUGUGGACCGGGAACCGUCUCUCUUGCGCUGGCACCCUUCGCCACUCGCAUUGUUGGGCUCGAUAUUUCCGAUGGGAUGGUCGAUGAGUACAACACCAAUGCCCGCGAGGCUGGAUUUGCGGACAAGAUGGUCGGUUACAAGGGUGACCUCUUCACGGAAUCUGUGGCAACGGAGCUCUCUGGCCCUGAGUUUCAUGAGUUCGACAUUGUCGUUGUUAGCAUGGCCCUUCAUCACUUUGAGAAACCAGACCUGGCCGUCAAGCGAUUGGCGGAGAGACUGAAGAAGGGUGGGACUUUGUUGAUCAUCGACAUGAUCCCCAGUAAGCACCAUGGACCUCAUUCUCAUGGGCAUGACCACUCGCAUGAGCAUAGUCACUCGCAUGGUCAUGGCCAUGGCCACUCUCACGAGCACGAUCACUCUCAUGAGAAUUCCGAGGAGUUCACAGAUGCCAGACACACGAUCAAGACCCAUGGGUUUACCCAAGCCGAUAUGCAGAAGCUGUAUGAUGAAGCUGGAGUUGGGAUGAACUUUGACUACCGGCUCGUGGAGGAGCCAUUCGUAUUCAAGAAGAACGGGGGAGAGUUCUCCAUGACGGUUUUCACGGCGCGCGCUCAGCGUGCGUAG
Aspergillus melleus is the source of this 810-nucleotide messenger RNA. RefSeq names its product class I SAM-dependent methyltransferase. Lineage: Eukaryota; Fungi; Ascomycota; Eurotiomycetes; Eurotiales; Aspergillaceae. The coding region runs from base 1 to 810 and encodes 269 amino acids. The transcript has 3 exons. The record is from RefSeq and is a predicted model, not a curated record.